Messenger RNA from Effrenium voratum, 1998 nucleotides. Lineage: Eukaryota; Dinophyceae; Suessiales; Symbiodiniaceae. The record is from the annotation of a GenBank genome assembly.
AGCAGGUUGGCUCAAGGGAGCAGGUUGGCUCAAGAGGCACCAUCUUUGCUAGCUUCCCAAGUGGGUGUUGAGAGUUGAGCGCGGUUGGGGGCGAUGAUUGAAGGAACUUACGUCCAGGUCAAGGGCCUCAGAGCCCGUGCUGAGCUCAAUGGGCGGUCUGGGAGGCUCCUACGAUGGAUUCACCCAUCGGAACGCUGGGAGGUGCAGCUGGAAUCAGAGGACGGCAGCCAAGUGCAGGGCACCUUGUCUGUGAAAAAGCAGAACCUUCAUGAGUUUGUUCCUGAGUUGGAAACAACCUACAUGUCAAGGUUGCUGCCUCGGAAACUCCACGGAGCAGCCGAAACUCCAUGCUUCCCGCAGGAGUUUCGUGAAGCAUGUGAAAGGAUGAAGUCAUGGCCGAAAGGCCUGUCUAAGGAGAGGGCCCUAGAGUUCCUACUGAACGGCUUCAUGGCAGCGACAGAGUUGCGAUGGCAGCGUACUUUGAGCGGGCAACACAGCCCUCAGGCAGGCAAGACCUGCUUCAGUGGCUUGCAGAUCGGAGAUUUGCUCCCUGAAUAUGAGAAGCAACAUGACUUCCACCAUUUCCGCACCAACUUCAGCAACUCUCCUCCCAACAAAGUGUCUAUGUGCUCAAACUCAACAUAUGUUGCAGCCGGAUUCAACGACCUGCGCUUGUUGCUUGAUGCCAGCAUGGAGGAGGGAGCUUCUGGCGUUCAUUUUGUUGGGAUUGAUCUCAACGACUUCGCAGUGACAAAAUCAUUGGUCAUUGCAGAGAUGCUCAAGGACACGAGCGUGCCAGUGACCCACAUUUUGCAGGUAUGGUACUCGUCCACUUGGUCCAAGGGGACCGUUUCGUCCUUCAAGAAAACCAUUAUGGCUAUGCAGUCCUCACUGAGCUCGGGAGUAAGGCAGUUGUUAGAGUUUUGGAAAGGCGCUGAAGCGCCCGAUCUCCAGAGCAGUCGGCACCAGUGGUUGCAGUACUUUGUCAGUGAACAACGCAUGUGGGAUGCAUGCACAAUUGCUAGUUUUGUCCGGGCGCGCGAUCGAUGGGCAGCCUGCAAGUAUUUUGUCACAGGAGAAGUAUGCGAUGAAAAUUCGGAACAAGUGGAAGUUGGCAGCAUCACAAUGUGGGCUUUACCUCCACAUUUCAGCUGCUCCCUUCCUUUGCACAAUGCUGACUCGAUUUUUGCCACAAUGAACUUGGAGGACUACCUUCCCGUGCCAACAGACGGAGCAGACAUCGUUCAACUAUUUGUUGAAGAUAUUCUGAAAAAACUCGGCCGUGUACGAAAUCUGCUGGUUGAUGGUAGGCUUGACAUUGAUAUUUGGCAGGAGGAGGUGACUUUAGACAACUGCCAAGUGAUAAAACGAAUCUCUUCCCUGGCCCCAGCAGGCAUCAGCUGGUCGAACAUUCUCGACUACACAGAUCUGGCUUCGUUUCAUGCCAUAGCCACGCGGUGUUCUGCAAAGGAUUCUUGUACUACACAUUACGCCUAUUCCAUGGAGUGGGUUAAAGAUGUCUACGGCAUCACCCUGGCAGAUUGGUGUAGAGGGCGCCAGGCCUUGCGUGCAUCCUUGCUCAUCGAGUUGGAGACUGGGAAAGCACUGCAGGCAUUUGCAAAAGAAACACAGAUCCACAGUUUGCUCGCGUUGCCGGGUUUCAGUUGCCCCAGCAGGAUGUGGAUGUAUGUCACAGCCAUGCAUCUAUAUCCUUCCUGGGUCGAGAGGUUUGUGAGCGUGAGUUCAGCAGCACCGGCAUCCGUCACCUUGCGCUCCUUGGGUAUUUGCUUGCCCUGCAUAAUGCAUAGGCGCUUUCCGACAAACAUUUACCUGAAGUGGAGCUAUGGACACGAGUCAUCAGGGGGUACGCAAGUUUCACAGGCCAUUCAGAGCUUCGACGCAACUCUUAGUGAGGUAGUUCGAAAUCUACUUCCCGCCAAGCGUUGCCAAUGAAGGUGGACGGAGAGACUUAUUAUUAUACCUCGCGGCGCUUGACGG